Molecule: messenger RNA, 822 nt
Organism: Penicillium antarcticum
Lineage: Eukaryota; Fungi; Ascomycota; Eurotiomycetes; Eurotiales; Aspergillaceae
Product: F-actin-capping protein subunit alpha
Exons: 7
Coding region: 1-822 (273 amino acids)
Biological process (GO): actin cytoskeleton organization; barbed-end actin filament capping
Cellular component (GO): actin cortical patch; F-actin capping protein complex
Molecular function (GO): actin filament binding
Source: RefSeq, a predicted model, not a curated record
AUGGCUUCCACUGUUGAGCUGGCAUCCUCGUUCAUCGAGGGUGCCCCGCCCGGAGAGCUCGCGGAUGUUGUUGCCGAUGUGCAAGCUCUGACCUCCGAGGGCGAGAAUAUCAUUCCUUCCCUUAUUCCCGCAUUCGAGAGAUACAAUGAAGCGCAGCUUACGACAGUCAAGUUACCCGGAUCGAGCCAGGAGGUUAUUGUCAGCGAAUUUAACAAGGUCGAGGGCAACCGCUACUUCGAUACAGAAAGCCAGACCUCUUUUGAGAUCGACCAUACCACACAGACUGCCUCUGCGGCUCAAUCUUCUCCGUUGGAGUCUCAGAAUGCAGACUUGAUUAAAUCGCUGCUCAAGUCGUUCGGUGCCCAUGCCCGUGAACACUACCCCGACUGCUCCUAUGGUGUUUACCCUAUUGAGGAUGACUCCGCCAUCGCCAUUCUCCUGGUCGCAAACCGAUACUCUCCCAACAACUUCUGGAAUGGUCGUUUCCGUGCCAUCUACCAAGUCCCUGUCUCCUCCUCUACCACCUUGACCGGCAAGAUCCACGUUGACGUGCACUACUACGAAGAUGGCAACGUCGCGCUCAACACUACUAAGCCUGUCAGCAUUUCUAUUCCAUCCGUUUCUGCCGAGUCCAUUGUGUCGCGUAUUGCCACGGCAGAGCGCGACUAUCAGGAGGCUUUGAAUCGGGCCUUUGUCCAGACAGCCGAGGGUGUAUUCAAGGGCCUGCGGAGACAGCUCCCUAUUACACGGCAGAAGGUUGAGUGGGAGAAGGUCGGUGGAUAUCGUCUGGGUCAGGACAUUUCAGGCGGCAAAGGACGGUAG